UGAGGCCAGGAUUGCUACCGAGUGGUCCAAUCCGACACGCAUGACACGUAGCAAAGCCACCCCGCACACAUAAAAACCAAAAGAUUUAUCCGUUUCUAAGUAAUUUCCAUUUCCAUUCUUCCCUCUUCGCUCUAGUGUUCUCUUCCCUACUCGUCCUUCCCGUUUCUCUCCCCUCCAAUGACUAUCCUUCUCCCGCCACCUGUCUCUCUCUUUCCCGCCAAAUACAAACCUGGGGCCUUCCUCAAACCGGCCCGUCCCCUCCCUUCCUCUCGUCCCCGCGCUCCCCGGCGGCGGGAAAGCCCACCACCGCGUGCCGCCGGGGCCAUCGUCUCUGGCGUCGACGAAGACGCCUUCACCAAGUACUCUGGCUAUCUCUUCGAGAACGGUGCUUCCUCGGCGGCGGAGUUCCUGGAUGAGUAUGAUCUCCCGGCUAUUUCAGCAAUUUAUCGCCGGAAACCCGUCCUGCUCCUCCGCCGGUCUCUCCAAAUAGGUGCCACCUUUGGUCGGUGGUUUGCCCUCCGUUACCUUGAUAGCAUCUCCGAUCGGUCCGAUGAGAUGUUCAAGGUUAGAGCUGCGGAGCUUCGGAUGAUACUACUGGAGCUCGGCCCGGCAUUUGUGAAAAUUGCUCAGGCUGUGUCAUCAAGAGCAGAUGUGAUUCCACCUGCAUAUCUGGAGGAGCUUUCAUUGUUGCAAGAUCGUAUAGCACCCUUUUCAACUGAGAUUGCUUUCAGCAUGAUAGAAAAAGAGCUUGGACUACCAAUAGACAUUCUUUUCUCUGAGAUUUCACCAGAGCCAGUUGCUGCAGCAUCUCUUGGGCAGGUUUAUCAGGCCAGGCUUCGCUCUAGUGGGAAAGUUGUUGCUGUCAAAGUGCAGAGGCCUGGAGUUCGAGCAGCAAUUUCAUUGGAUAUCUUUAUCCUGCGGUAUAUUGCAGGGCUGGUAAGGAGAGCAGCCAAGCUGAACACUGAUCUUCAGGCUGUAAUUGAUGAAUGGGCAUCAAGCCUAUUUCGGGAGAUGGAUUACAGGGCUGAAGCAAGGAACGGACUCAAGUUCAGGAAGCUGUAUGGGAGACUACGGGAUGUUUUUGUGCCAGAGAUGUUUAUGGAACAAACCAGUCGUCGAGUUCUUGUCAUGGAAUGGGUGGAGGGGCAAAAAUUAACUGAAGUCAAAGAUCUUUAUUUGGUUGAGGUAGGAGUAUAUUGCUCACUUUCUCAGCUUUUAGAACAUGGAUUUUAUCACGCAGAUCCUCAUCCAGGAAAUCUUCUGCGGACAUCUGAUGGGAAACUAGCAUACUUAGAUUUUGGAAUGAUGGGUGAAUUUAAGAAAGAAUUUCAAGAUGGGUUUAUUGAAGCUUGUCUUCACCUUGUUAAUCGUGAUUUUGAUGCUUUGGCAAAGGACUUUGUAACACUUGGACUCCUUCCUCCGACCGCACAAAAGGAUGAAGUUAGCAAGGCAUUGACAGGUUUUUUUCUGCUUCAUUUUACAAUCUGUAGCCUCAGAACAACAUCAUGUGCAUGUUUACUAUCAUAUUUGUUUGCAGGUGUUUUCCAAAAUGCUGUCAACAAAGGAGUUCGCAAUAUAAGUUUUGGAGAUUUGUCAGGAAAUCUUGGACGCACCAUGUACAAAUUUAAAUUUCGGAUACCCUCCUACUUCUCGCUUGUAAUUCGAAGUCUUGCUGUUCUGGAGGGUAUUGCUAUCAGUUUCAAUCCAGAUUACAAAGUUUUAAGUAGUUCAUACCCAUGGAUUGCAAGAAAAGUUCUCACCGACAGCUCACCCCAGCUUCAGUCUACUUUGCAGGCACUCCUUUAUAAGGAAGGUGUUUUCCGGAUUGAUCGCCUAGAGUCUCUAUUAACUGAGUCACUUCGUGCAAGAACUGAGCAGUCAAUGGUUAGAAAGGAAGUAGGGAAAACUGAUUCUACAGCAGCAAUCCAGCAAGCGCUUUCUUUCACUUUGUCUGAAAAGGGUGCAUUUGUGAGGGAAAUAUUGAUGCAAGAGUUUGCUAAAGGAAUAGAUGCACUUGGUUUAGCUACCUUGGACUCUCUCACAUCUGCUGUUGCUUCAAGGUUGCCAUUUGCCUUUCCGUACUCAGCAUCAUCAUCAGUCACCGAUGAAGAUAUUGCUAAUUUGAGAACUUUGCGUCGCCUUCUCCUGCUGUUAUCCAGGCUUCAGAAGGAUGGAAAUCCAAAUACAGAAAUAAAAUAUGCUGAUGCUGAAGUGAACAAAAGUGCCUAUAUGGAGGAGGUCUCUCUUGUUAUAUAUCAAAUGACAUCUAUACAAGAAUUUUGGCCUAUUCUUUCUGUCAUUUAUGAGCUUCCACCAGAGACCCAACAGCAAGUAGUUCGUCUACCAGCCGAUUUAGUUGGGAGGCUGUUCUCUCGUGCAGCUGCAAGAACUAUUAGAAGGAUUUUUGCAUAAAGCUAAGCAUUUCAUUAACAACCAUUAUUUGUUGCUUCGAUGGCACUAGGUUCUAUUAACUUGCCCUCAUUGAUGGUGGAAGUAGGUUUGAUAGCCCUCAUAUUCAUUGAAGUGAUAUUCAAUAAUUCGUUCGUCGGUCAGAUUGUAUCUUUGAUCAGUGCAAAUGCUGGGACAAAUGGCUAAUGGAGUGCCAUCUUUCUUCUCCAAAUUUUUCUGGAUGUAAUCAUUAAUUGGCAACAUAGUCUUCAUGCAGAUUGAGUCAAUUCGCUGCAUGAUGUUUUUGGAGGAGAAUGUAAAAAAAAAUGAUUUUGGUUACGCCAUUCAGAAAUAUUAAUGUUCCCCGUUAUAACACAAA
This is a messenger RNA of Elaeis guineensis (African oil palm), 2767 nucleotides long. RefSeq lists its product as uncharacterized. Gene Ontology annotation, molecular function: protein kinase activity; ATP binding. Gene Ontology annotation, biological process: protein phosphorylation. The record is from RefSeq and is a predicted model, not a curated record. NCBI's taxonomy places the organism in Eukaryota, Viridiplantae, Streptophyta, Magnoliopsida, Arecales, Arecaceae.